AUGUCCCAUCGACAGUCGUGCGAUCGCUGCCGCCAGCAAAAGGUGAGAUGUCUUCGAGGUGAAGGUCCGAGGGAGAAGAACAUCGACCUUCCUCUCUCCCCAAAACAGGCUCAACUUCCUCGAUGUGAACGGUGUGCGAAAGCGUCCGUGGAAUGUGUCUACAGCUUUACUCGAGUCGCGCUCAAAUCGCGUUCUGAACGUCGUUCCGUUGCAAAAUCGAUGCAGAAAGAUACAGAUGCCGGGCUUGUGGACUUCAGCGGUUCAACAACGUGGUUCGAGCAUGAUGUAUCUGGGGCGUUAUAUGCGGACGGCACGCUGCAGACGGGUGGACCGACCCUAGCACCCCUGAGUGCUGACUAUGGAGGCCUGACUAGUCCAUUUGCUGGGGGUGGCGCUGCCAUGAGCUUCAGCGACUGGAACCCAAACAUUCAGCCAACAUCCUUGGCAAACCCCACUUCUCUACCUCCCGCUCCAUGCACGGUGGACAGCUGCGAAGAUAGCGAAGACAUUGAUGUCGACAAACACUUCAAUGAUGCUCUAUCGCUGCAGCUAACGUCCUUGAGCCAACAGGCCGCGCAGGCCGUGCGCUAUCUCACUCGGUCUAACCAGGGUCGUACGCCCCUGACUGUAUCAUCGCCCCAGGUGAAUGUGGCAUUAGAGGCGACAAACACCCUGACGAGCAUCAUAAGCAAUGUCACCGCAUCACAUCGGAAUGAUGACCGCCUUGACCCAACUACGACAAAUAUUGGUCUCGCUUUCUCCGCGCUUGCCUCGCACCAGCAAAUUUUGGCCCUCUUUCGAGCUAUUUGCGACGACAUACAUUCGUGUUUGCAAUCAAAGACAGUUUACAAGCACCAUAAUCGACAACGAAGUAACUCCGGGCAACCAUGUGACGUUGGACCGUCAUCGGUAGCCCAGUUUGUCAUGGUGCUUCAGUUGUUGAUGCACCUGAUCAAUCGUAUGGAUCGGAGUCUUUUCCAAAACGGUCUGUCGAUACGGCAUGACAGCAUGUCCAGCGGUUACAUCACACCCGUAACGCCUGGUAUAAUGUCUCCAUUCACGAUUGACCCUCUUCAGACCGAGCUAUCAUCAGGAGCUUCGUCGCCACAAUUUGGCCUUCUCGUCCUUGUCCAGGACGUAGUGGGCACCGUAGAUAAUGAGCACGAGAAGCUGAGACAGUCUAUUCAGCAGUUGCAGGCAGAGAUGGAGCUCCCGGGGCUCCAUUAG
Parastagonospora nodorum SN15 is the source of this 1227-nucleotide messenger RNA. RefSeq lists its product as hypothetical. The transcript is spliced from 2 exons. Gene Ontology annotation, molecular function: zinc ion binding; DNA-binding transcription factor activity, RNA polymerase II-specific. Gene Ontology annotation, biological process: regulation of DNA-templated transcription. Bases 1 to 1227 code for a protein of 408 amino acids. The record is from RefSeq and is a predicted model, not a curated record. NCBI's taxonomy places the organism in Eukaryota, Fungi, Ascomycota, Dothideomycetes, Pleosporales, Phaeosphaeriaceae.